AUGGAUCUCAACCUUUUCUGGUACGCUCAAGAAGCGUUGACUAGUCCUGAUGUCUAUUUAGCACCUGAUACGCCCCUUCGUGGAACACGCCACGCUUACAAGCUUACUCAACAAAGAAACCAACGCAUUACCGAACGCGCCAUCCGUUGCCAUGCCUAUGAAUUACAGCAAGCGCACAGCAACAUAGCCCAACACCUCGAUCGACAAGCUUUGCACGCUCCAAAAGAAACGAAUCCACUGUUGGAAUUCACAUGUGGCGACAAGUUUUUACGAGACAAUCAGCAAAAGUUCGAUAAGCUGCUUGACGACACCGAAUCAAUGAUGUCCUUGGAGUACGAGCCGAUGGAUAUGAGUGAUGAUGAUAGUAGUCAAGCCGUCAAACCCAAAGAUAGUGAUCAUCUAUACCGAGAAACGUUUCGACACGAGGCAGAGGACGCAUAUAACCAGUGCAUUCAAUGGCAUAUUGAUUCUCAACAAACUCGAUGGGAAGAAUUACGGCGAUACAUGACAGAUGAAGCAGCGAGCAUCAUGAAUGAGAUAGUCGAGCAUCAGAAAUCACUUGCUCCAGCCCCUGCAACUCACAAUGAAUCCAUUCAACACAAUCCAAAACGCAAAAGAAAGAGAGAGAAGCAUAAAAAGAAUGAUGAGCAGCAUACCUCUUCACAACAACAGCAUUCCACCCCUUCAUUAUCAUCAUCAACAGCAUCAUCAUCAGUCAAAAAGCCCCAAUCUCAACAAAGUCGCCCAUCAGCAUCAUCCAGUAGCAUCCCACCAGUAGCAUCAUCAUCCACAUCAAGUUCAAGAGUACCAAAGGUGAUUCCUGCAUCCACAUCACGACCAACAGGACGCUCGAAUCAAGUACCCAGCGUUGCAUCAUCAUCAUCAUCAACUUCGAGAGUGCCUGAAGUAACAAGUGCACCAUCAUGGAACGCUUCUUCUUAUCGGCCAAGCUUGGUCCACAAUGGCAAGAUCUCAAUCAAAAAGAUAGCAGGGAAAGGAUUCCAGGUCGUGUGCGAGAAAAAGAAUGAACCUAUCAAAAUAUUGGGGACUCCUCAAGAAUUUGAUGAAGCACACUAUCAUCCAGAACGCAAAUCAAAUAUCAAAAUCCAGUCUUUCCAAGGGACCAAGGUCUUUCGUAGCGUCGACAAUCGUGGAAGGUUACAAACAAUUGCUCCAGUCGAUGAAAUUGAACCCUUGAUACGGCAGUAUUUCUUGACAUCAUCACGGGGCCAUGAUCGUAUGUUGUAA
Molecule: messenger RNA, 1248 nt
Organism: Lichtheimia ornata
Lineage: Eukaryota; Fungi; Mucoromycota; Mucoromycetes; Mucorales; Lichtheimiaceae
Exons: 4
Coding region: 1-1248 (415 amino acids)
Source: RefSeq, a predicted model, not a curated record